This is a messenger RNA of Paramormyrops kingsleyae, 987 nucleotides long. Its product is annotated as phospholipase A2-like. Lineage: Eukaryota; Metazoa; Chordata; Actinopteri; Osteoglossiformes; Mormyridae. The record is from RefSeq and is a predicted model, not a curated record. Gene Ontology annotation, molecular function: calcium ion binding; phospholipid binding. Gene Ontology annotation, biological process: arachidonate secretion; lipid catabolic process; phospholipid metabolic process.
UCCGUUGUCUCCUAUUUAAGAGCUUGGCUCCAAAGGGCUGCGAUCUCCCCACGGGUCACCAUGAAGGCCACACUGCUCCUGCUGGCGGCGCUCCUCUUCGCCUACGGCACCCUUGGCGCCGAGGUGCCCUUCGCUCUGUGGCAGUUUGGAAGCAUGAUCCAGUGCUAUCAGCCAGGAGUCAACCCCUUCCUCUACAACAACUACGGCUGCUGGUGUGGCUUUGGGGGCUCCGGAACCCCAAGGGAUGGAGUGGACAGGUGCUGCAAUGCCCAUGACCUCUGCUACCAGGCCGCCAGGAAGAAUCCAGCAUGUCGCCCCCUGGUGGAUGUGCCAUACACCAAGCAGUAUGACUACACCUGCACUGCUUCUCAGGUCGAAUGCUCAGCCUCUAAUAAUGCCUGCCAGGCUACCGUGUGUGACUGUGACCAGGCUGCAGCUUUCUGCUUCUCCCAGCACACAUACAACCCAGAGAACAAGAACCUGGACAAGAGCAUCUACUGCAAAUGAAGCCACAUCCCCAAGAGCAGAGCAACACUGAGGUGGUGCUGGUGUGAUCCAUGACAGCCUGCCUCAAACAGCUUUUCUGUAUUCUCAGUGAUUCACAUAACUAUCUUACAUAUUCACAAUGUGCAGCAGAUUAUAUGGAAACAGAUAAUGUGGUGGGUACUGUAGAAAGUAACCAAUCAAUUUUGGCAAUAAAGUUAAAUCUGUUAUGCAUGGGUGCAUACGAGUGUGAGUGUGGAGCAGAAUGAGUGAGUGUGAGUGUGGAACAGCAUGGCUAAGUGUGAGUAAGUGUGGAGCUUAAAUGUGGGGCAGCAUGGCUGAGUGUGAGUGUGGGGCAGCAUGAGUGAGUGUAUAGCAGAAUGAGUGAUUGUGAAUAUGGAGCAGCAUGGCUGAGUGUGAAUAUGUGUGUGGAGCAGCAUGGCUGAGUGUGAAUAUGAGUGUGCACGUGCACACACGCACAGGGUCACUUAAACUCUUGCUGAA